Somion occarium is the source of this 461-nucleotide messenger RNA. NCBI's taxonomy places the organism in Eukaryota, Fungi, Basidiomycota, Agaricomycetes, Polyporales, Cerrenaceae. The record is from the annotation of a GenBank genome assembly.
ACAGGUCACAGGCUGUGAACAAAUGCGCGAAACAGUACAGUACUCUCGCCUUAUGGUAUACUGCAUAUAAAGACCAAUAGACUGCCUAUGUAGUCUCUAGAAGUGGCACACCACUGUCUCCAGUAUUGUCUCUAUGAUGCUAGGAUUUUGCAUUCUUCUUGCUAGCUUCCUGCCGGCACUGGCUUUUGCCAUACCGGUGGCCCCCACCGUCGAGCCGGAAGUCUCCGGGUGCAUUCUCGUUGACUUGGGUGAUUUUGUGAUAAAGGACGAUGGAACCAAGUUGGAACACUUCACGAUGGAUAGAGGCGUCGGUCGAAGUCCUAUAUUAACAGUGAUGCGGGUAGCUUUUGUCAAUCGGAUUGAGAACCAUGUAUGCCUAUUACAGGAGACCGAACGAUUAGGGAUGGAUGUACUGGGACUCUGCGUGUGAUCAUGCCAAAUAGCCAAACUAAGGGCUUCCC